This is a messenger RNA of Brettanomyces nanus, 873 nucleotides long. RefSeq names its product atp3 gamma subunit of the F1 sector of mitochondrial F1F0 ATP synthase (gene ATP3). The transcript has a single exon. The coding region runs from base 1 to 873 and encodes 290 amino acids. Gene Ontology annotation, biological process: proton motive force-driven ATP synthesis. NCBI's taxonomy places the organism in Eukaryota, Fungi, Ascomycota, Pichiomycetes, Pichiales, Pichiaceae. The record is from RefSeq and is a predicted model, not a curated record. Gene Ontology annotation, molecular function: proton-transporting ATP synthase activity, rotational mechanism.
AUGUUUCGCUUAGGAGCUUCGCAAGUUUUCCGUGCAACUCUUGCUGCCAGGGCAAGAAAUUAUGCGACGUUAAGAGAGAUUGAGAUGAGAUUGAAGUCCAUCAAGAACAUUGAGAAGAUCACAAAGACUAUGAAGAUUGUUGCGUCUACAAGAUUGACAAAGGCACAGAGAGCCAUGGCCUCUUCGAGAUAUUUCAAGGGUGCCGACCAGGACUUCUUUGAGGCUGCGGGAACUGUUGCUCCAAAGGAAGCCGAGAAGGUUCUUCUUAUUGCCGUCUCCUCUGACAAGGGUCUAUGUGGUUCUAUCCAUUCCUCCGUUGCCAAAGUUGCCAAGGCUAAAUUACAGGAUUAUCCUAAUGCCGAUAUUGUUUCUAUCGGUGAGAAGGUUAAGCUACAGUUGUUGAGAACCCAUCCAGACAACAUUCGUAUCUCGUUUACCGGUACUGGAAAAGUUGCUCCUACUUUUAAGGAGGCCUCUUUAAUUGCCGACGAAAUCGCCAAAUUGGGUCGUUACGACAGGGUUGAAAUCAUUUACAACAAGUUCGCCUCUUCUGUCUCCUUUGACUCAACGGCUGCUCCAGCUUAUGGUAAGGCUUCCAUUGAGAGCUCCAAGAACUUGUCUACUUUUGAUAUUGAAGAUGACAGCAGCGCUGUUGCUGGAUUCUCGGACUUUUCUUUUGCCAAUACCAUCUUCUCUGCUAUGGCUGAGGGCUAUGCAUCUGAGGUGUGUGCCAGAAGAAAUGCCAUGGAUAACGCUUCUAAGAAUGCUGGUGAUAUGAUUAACAAGUAUUCUAUUCUAUACAACAGAACCAGACAGGCUGCCAUUACUAACGAGUUGGUGGACAUCAUUACUGGUGCUUCUUCUUUGGACUAG